AUGACGACGAUCGAUGAAGGUCACUUCAAGGAAGUAGAAGAGCAACGAUUCGAUAUGGAAGACGAAGAGAGCGAUAAGCAGGAGCUCGCCAGUCUACUUCCUUCGCCGGUCGCACAUUCAGAAUUCCUCUUGGCAGAAGAAGCAGGGGAACCCACCUCGAGCCUCUAUCAAUCCAUCGGCGGUCAUGGCCCCUAUAGUGCGUCCGGCCAGAGGAACGGUGUGCCUACUGACGAAGGAUCUAUCACCUUGGAACAACUCGCGCGCGACAAUGGCUAUACGCUCCCGAACCACCAACUGGCUUGUUCUGGCUCAAUCAAGUCCACCCCCUCCGCCCAAGCUGUAGCCUCAGAUCUCAAGGGUGCUGCUUGUGAAGUGAAAUUGCUGGGAAGUUGGGUUAAUACCGCAUCCUUUCCACUAUACGUGUCCAGCAUUGGUGUCGCUAUUCAGACCUUCGUCGUCGCAAGCCUGAGCGACGCGGCAGACGAUCCAAUCAUGCGCAAGUUGCUCUUGAUUUUCUCUACGGGCAUCGGGAGUCUCGCGGGGAUGAUGUUUCUCUUCUUGGACAGUUCAUCUUCUAUGUGGUCGUUGAGUGCUCUCUGGGCCAUCGUGGCAGGCGUUGGGCUCGGUGCCUGUGGAGUUUGUUUGAACAGCUUUAUACCCAUUCUCGCCAAAACCACGCCCAAAGUCCUGGAGGCUAAAAAAGAGCUUAUCCAUUCCCGUUCAUCAACAUCUGGUGAAGAUGAACAUUACAAGACUUUGAUAUCAACGGCCACCGCCAAUAUUUCAUCCAACGGUGUCGCGCUCGGUGGCACUUCGGGCAUCAUCGCCUUAUGUCUUGCUUUGAUUUAUGUGAUUUCCCAUGGCGGCAAUACUGAUAGUCUGCGGGGAGCAAUCGGCUUCAGCGGGAUAUGGUGGGCGUUGUUCGGCAUCCCUUCCGUUUUUUUGCUACCUCCAAGGCGGUCGUUGAGUUCGGUGAAGAUUGUCAACCCUUUCAAUCCUGCAAAGAGUUUUCGUGGCUACCUGAGUAUGCUUCGUGAAUACAAAAAACUGAAAAACACGAUUAGAUUCUUGAUGGCUUGGUUCCUUCUAAGUGAUGCGUUCUCGACUUUGGGAUCCACGGCGAUUCUGUUUGCGAAGACGAAUUUAGGGAUGUCAUCCUCACACGUAAUCUUGCUCGGACUUAUCGUCCCUACGACUGGAAUCGGCGGUGCUCUGAUUGCGCCGAGAAUCCAGCAGAAGCUCAAGUAUUGUUCAGGCUUGAAUGGUAGCCUGAAUAUGUUCAAAAUCCUAAUCGCCUCUAAUUGUUUUGUCCCGGUCUACGUUUCCAUCUCUGUUGUUUCUGGGAUACCUGUUCUGACCACUGAGUUGGAAAUGUUUGUACUGGCUGGUAUCUAUGGAUUCUUUCACGGUGCUUUCAGUUCGUAUGCCAGAUCGGUAUAUGGUGAAUUGAUCCCCCCAGGACAUGAAGCUAAAUGGUUUGCGCUCUUUAGCAUCACCGACAAAUCUUCCAGUUUCUUCGGCCCAUUGGUCGUUGGAGUCAUAGCCGAUAUCAUGGUUGUUGAGCAGUCAAGAGAGGACCCGUCAUUUCCUCUCCUCCCCAAGAAGCCGCCAUCCAUGUCCCAAGAGAUGAUGGACAUUAACUUACUGUUGGGCAUCAGACGGUCAUCUCGCCCGCUCAUCCUCUCAGACUUCUCGAUUGGAGAUGCAGAAGAAGCCAAUGGCACGAGUAUCAGCCGCACCGAUGAACAUGCCGAAUUCAAUGGUCCGAAGAGUCUGGAACGGAUUCGGCGGUUGACGGAGACGAUUUUGUCGGUCGACCGGCCAAGGAAGCUCUCCGGAAUGAUUUCCGAGGACCCUUUCUCGGGCAAGAUCCCAGAGUUCAAGUUUCUCCGGCUCCUCCAGGUCAACCAGCCCCCUGAUCCUCCGUCCUGGUUCCAGUGGCUCAACCACAUCGAUGUUGAUCAGGAUCUCGACAAGAUCACCCUCGAUUCUGUACCUGAUGAUGUUCUACAGGCCGAGCAAUGGGCCAGCCUUGCCCUACAACCACCUCAACAUCGCAGUCCAUCGCUUCAUCCAGCACACUCAAAAAGCCCACCAAGCGAUCAAGCUCUGAAAUCUCCCACAAAAAAAGACCAUACACUUGUAACUCCUGAUCAACAUCAUCUGGAGGGUGCAGGCCAAUCCGAUGAAAUUCGAUUUCAUCCGAUCAACGCUGGACUCGGCUUGUCUGAAUGUAAUCUACUGGAAUCUCAACUCCCAGAAUCUUACGACUUGGAAGAUAUUACAAAGUUUGUCAGGGCUGAGGAUCAAGAUUAUCUAUCUCAAUUUUGA
Puccinia triticina is the source of this 2331-nucleotide messenger RNA. RefSeq lists its product as uncharacterized. The record is from RefSeq and is a predicted model, not a curated record. The transcript has 14 exons. Bases 1 to 2331 code for a protein of 776 amino acids. Gene Ontology annotation, biological process: amino acid transmembrane export from vacuole. NCBI's taxonomy places the organism in Eukaryota, Fungi, Basidiomycota, Pucciniomycetes, Pucciniales, Pucciniaceae.